AUUUUCUGUUGAUUAGGAUAAGUAACCGGCUUCAUUUAGCUGCACUUCUCGUCGUUGCAAACCUGAUGUGUUUGAACCUGUUUGAAACCUUGGGAAUGAUGUUGCGAUGAUCAGCGAGAUCCGUUCUUUGAAUGCCUGCAAUUUUGAGACAUCUCGGGUGGUUAAUAAUUUUACAGGUGGCCAUGCCGGAGGGCGUCUCCCCAUACGCGGUGCUGGAUGGCCUGUACGAACUGCACGAGACGAUCGGUUCGGGCGGCUUCGCCAAGGUCAAGCGAGCCACCCACCUGGCCACCGGCGAACAAGUGGCCAUCAAGAUCAUGGACAAGAAACAACUCGGGGUGGACCUGCCCCGGGUGUACCUGGAGAUCGCGGCCAUGAAGGAACUUACGCACCAGCACAUCGGCAAGCUGUACCAGGUCAUCGACUGCGAGUUCAAGAUCUUCCUAGUCAUGGAGUACUGCCGCGGCGGCGAGCUGUUCGACUACAUCGUGGAGCGGGACCGACUGACGGAGGAGGAGGCUCGGGUCUUCUUCCGCCAGAUCGUGUCCGCCGUGGCCUACAUCCACCACAAGGGCUACGCCCACCGUGACCUCAAGCCGGAGAACCUGCUGCUGGACGACGACAACCGACUGAAGCUGAUCGACUUCGGUCUGUGCGCCAACCCGGAGGGGGGCAUGGGCGCCCACCUGGAGACGUGCUGCGGCUCGCCGGCGUACGCGGCGCCCGAGCUGGUGUCCGGCCUGCAGUACCUCGGCGCCGAGGCCGACAUCUGGAGCAUGGGCGUACUGCUGUACGCGCUGCUCUGCGGCUUCCUGCCCUUCGACGACGAGAACAUCGCCAGUCUGUACAAGAAGAUCCAGGCGGGGGUGUACGAGAAGCCCGAGUGGCUGUCGGAGGCGUCGCUGCGCCUGCUGCACCAGAUGCUGCAGGUGGAGCCCAAGCACCGGAUCGUCGUCUCCGACCUGCUGACACACCCAUGGCUGCUGGCCGGCUGCGGUGUGCCCGUCGAGUGGAAGAGCUACUGUCAGUCGCGACAGCCGGAUGAUGACGUGGUGACGACGAUGGCGGUGAGCGCCGGCCGCAGCCGUGGCUGGAUGGCGCGCCGGCUCGCCCAGUGGGCCUACGACGACUGCACCGCCACCUACUGGCUGCUGCUGACGGCGAAGCGGCGCGGCGAGCCCGUCAGACUGGCGCCGGCACAGAUGCCGCCGGCGCCGGGUCGGGACACGGCGCUGGACGCGCUCGACCAGCGCCGCGGCCGGGAGCUGGAGCUGGCGGCUAGCCGCGAACGAGAGGAGGAGGAGGCCGCCAUGGAAGCGCUGCUCAGGCCCAUCGAGAUGGAGGAGCCGCUGCUGGAGCGGUGCACGGCUCGCAGCUCGCAGCGGAGCCGGGGCAGCCAGCGACGCAAGCGGGCCACGCCGCCAAAGCCGGCGGCCGCCGACGACAAGGAGAACUUCCUGCUGCCCAAGGCGCCCUCCCCCAGCAAGAAGAGCAAGCGCCGCGCCGGAGAGACGCCGUGCAAGCUGUCGCCGUCGCGCUCCGUCGAGUCUGCCCUGGACCCGACCUUUAAGACGCCGCAGCGGAGCCGGCCCCGGCCUCAGUCGGAGAACUUCCGCACGCCCGACUGCAAGCUGCCCGUGCCGCGGACGCCGCUCUCCGGCCGCCGCGUGUUCGGCUCCAUUGAGAAGGGCCUCGACAAGAUGAAGAACAUGCUGACGCCGAGGAAGCGGGCCGCGACGACCGCCGACAAGCCGGCCCUUAUCGACACCAAGAAGAUGCUAAACGUGUCGGCGACGGGCAGCCGGGACCCGGACCAGGUGUUGAUCGACCUGCAGCGCGAGCUGUGGAGCCGCGGCAUCAUCCUCAAACAGAAGGGGUACACUCUCAGGGGCAAGGUGGCCGAUCCAUUGGGAAAGGCGAAGCUCUCCUUCGAGCUGGAGGUCUGCAUGAUCGGCAGCCUCAAUGUCGUGGGCAUUCGGCGGAAGCGUCUGGAGGGUGACGCCUGGUGCUACAAGAGGAUAUGCGAGCAGGUGCUCAAGCUGGCCGGCCAGCAGACCGCCGUGUAGCACAUCAAAGCCCUGCCGCCGGCCAAGUCGGAGCCAACUAACUUCAGUCGCGUCCAAUCAACAGAAUGACGUCAGCGGUGUCCAAUCGCGCGGACAGUGUUUUUCGUCAGGGGCCAAUCACUGAGCGGCGAAUAAACCGCUUUUGAAAAAUGCUCUUUGAGACGCCGUUAAAGAGCAUUUACGAGGUGCGAAGGGCCGUGCAGGGAAGCAUUUUACCGAGGCCUUAACUGGCGGUCGAAGCAUUUAUUUCAGCAGUCACUGGGGCCUUUGCUAUGCCAUGAAGUGUUCUCGAUAUGCUCAAUGUUUCGCAGCGAGCCAUAAAUUUGCGUGACAUUGCAGAGUCAAGAUGUUAUUCCCGUGUACGCGUCUUGUCUGUUUCAUGCCUAUAGGUAGUCAUUUUCUUACGUAAGCCCUGUCCCCGCUCUUGCGUUAAGCAAGCUUGCCGUCCAGUGUGUAUGAUUACGGAGAUCUGUUCCGUGGCAGCCGGUCUUGCCAUGCAUGUGUGCGUGUAGCCACGGGCAUACUCCCGCUCCUUGCGCCAUCUGGAUGCCAUGGCCGCCACCCCCUCGCCGGUCCGGGAGCCAGUGCCGCGGGGACUGCCAGUCCUCUGCAGAGGUCGGCCGCCAGGCACGUCGACCUCUCCAACGCGGGACCGUUCCUGGCGAAGGACCGUUCCUUGCGCGGUGCGCGUCGCCCCAGGCUCCGUCGCCGUCCAGCGACGCACCGUGUGCUGGAGUGGCGCUGAUGGCUGACAGUUUGUGACCUCUGCCGGGGCCAGAUUGGCCCACUCCUCCUUUCGUGUGGUUAUUUCUGUUUCCUCCUGUCAUGACCCCAGAUCGCACUAGCUCCGGUGGUUUUCUGGUCGUGCUCCUUCCACCGGAGCCCCCUGCUUCCCUGCGCGGUCGCCAUGUCCCUCGGCGGGAGCGUGAGAGCGCUCAGGGUCCCCGUGAGAGCGGUGUAAAUAGUGUGUUUUAGUCGUGUUUUAUGUGACGCCUGAUGUGCUGGAUGGUUGACGGUCGGGCGGACGGCCGCGCUGGUGGCUGGCAUUACUCUUCGUCUCUCUGUCUCGCGGCCAAUAAAACACACCGAGCAGUCGUG
Pollicipes pollicipes is the source of this 3164-nucleotide messenger RNA. Its product is annotated as maternal embryonic leucine zipper kinase. Gene Ontology annotation, biological process: protein phosphorylation; intracellular signal transduction. Bases 132 to 2066 code for a protein of 644 amino acids. The record is from RefSeq and is a predicted model, not a curated record. Gene Ontology annotation, molecular function: protein serine/threonine kinase activity; ATP binding. The transcript is spliced from 15 exons. Lineage: Eukaryota; Metazoa; Arthropoda; Thecostraca; Pollicipedomorpha; Pollicipedidae. Gene Ontology annotation, cellular component: cytoplasm.